Molecule: messenger RNA, 1084 nt
Organism: Pseudoliparis swirei
Lineage: Eukaryota; Metazoa; Chordata; Actinopteri; Perciformes; Liparidae
Gene: aqp10b
Product: aquaporin 10b
Exons: 6
Coding region: 1-1026 (341 amino acids)
Biological process (GO): glycerol transmembrane transport; water transport
Cellular component (GO): basolateral plasma membrane; plasma membrane
Molecular function (GO): glycerol channel activity; water channel activity; urea transmembrane transporter activity
Source: RefSeq, a predicted model, not a curated record
AUGAGAGGGCAAACUCUGAUCAGUCAGGCGGACAGUGCAGCGCCGUGCGGGUCCGAUCCACCUGUUGACUGCGUCCCGGCUCAGAAAGCUCACCUGCGGCAAGGCGGCGCGGAGGAACCCUUCGGGAUGGAGAGGCUGCUGAGGAAAUGUCACAUCAGAAACCAGCUGGUCAGGGAGUGCAUGGCCGAAUGCCUCGGAGUCUAUGUCCUGAUUCUGUUCGGAUGCGGCUCCGUUGCCCAGGUGACCACAACUGAAGCUAGGAAGGGGCAGUACCUGUCAAUCAAUCUGGGUUUUGCUCUGGGAGUAACAUUUGGGGUCUUUGUGUCUCGUGGAGUCUCAGGGGCCCACCUGAACCCGGCGAUGUCUCUGAGCUUGUGCGCGCUGGGCCGACAUCCCUGGAUGAAACUUCCUUUCUACGUCUUCUUCCAAGUGCUCGGAGCCUUUCUGGCUGCAGCCACCGUCUGCCUGCAGUACUACGACGCCAUCAUGGCGUACAGCAAAGGCGAGCUGACGGUGACGGGUGUCACUGCCACAGCGGGCAUAUUCGCCACCUACCCAGCGGACUACCUCAGUGUGUGGGGAGGAGUCGUGGACCAGGUGAUUGGCACAGCUGCACUGCUGCUGUGUGUCCUGGCUCUGGCUGACCAGCGGAACAGCUCCGUCCCGGAUGCUCUCCAGCCCGUCCUGGUGGGCGCAGUGGUUCUGGUUAUUGGCAUCUCGAUGGGCUCCAACAGCGGCUACGCCCUCAACCCCGCCAGGGAUUUUGGACCUCGACUGUUCACGUACAUCGCUGGCUGGGGACCGGAUGUUUUCAAGGCUGGAGGCGGCUGGUGGUGGGUGCCCAUCGUGGCUCCCUGUGUUGGGGCGCUGCUGGGAACUCUGAUCUACGAGCUGAUGAUUGAAGUCCACCAUCCUCUCCGCCCAUCUGAGUUGCAGACCUCAUCUCAGGACGCCACCGAGGGCCAGACGAGGCUGGAGCUGGAGCCGGACUGUGAGAAGGACUGUGAGAAGGACUGUGGAAACUGAAGCUGUGUCAAAGAACUGUCACAUGAACAGUAAACAUGACUUCUGUGAUCCCCUUGAA